AUGGACACCCUUCGCGGCUUCCUGCUUGUACCGCCGGAUCGCAGCCAGAUUCUCGGGAGAGCAAGCUGGAAAGCACGAUACGUCCUCGUCGGUCGAAAAACACCAUCCCACCGCGAUAAUGGUAACAGCUGUAACAUUGGCAAUGCUACGCUUCCCAAAACUUUGCCCAGGCCCGUCAGUGACGAAUACUUUGUCUGCGUAUAUAAAAACAAGGACGACACCGAGCCUAUUCAACAAUGGAGCGUAUCCUUGAUAACGGAUUGCCAAGUUCAAAAUGUAUCUCACCGAAAGCAAACUGUGGCUCAGCCGACCCUCGUCAUAACUCUGUCCGACAAGGAGCGUAAACGUCGCUCUAGCCGAGCCGCAGGCCUCAUGACCUCCGGCAAAGACGCGAGUGUAACCACCCUUUGGUUCCGCGCCGCUCCCGAAGAUAAACAAAUCAGUCUGGACGAUUGGGCUCGCUUCAUUUUAUCCAAGAAGUCUAUGUCUAAUUCAGAGAGCCCUGUUUCGCCCGUCUUCAACAGCCCUUUCAUCACACGCAGCCGUGAGGUGCCAGAGCACUUUCCAAGACCUGGUAGCAGUGGCACCCGUUUGCAGCACAAGAGCUCUACCGCAACAUACUCUACGGGUCCCAGAGAACGGCCUGUGACAUUCAGUUCUCAGUCGCCGAGUUUACGUUCCAAACGCAGCGAUCUCUCUUCCCCAUCUACCACCAACAACAAUUAUCCCAUCCCUGGUCAAUUAUAUACGACUGUGCUGCCGACCGACAUUGGCCCUUCCGCCGAGUUGAAUGGCGAUUCCAGAGACGGAUGGACCUCCAGCUCUGUCUACGGUCGCUCUACCGUCAACUCACCGGCACACAUGCGCGACAGCAUGAGCAGCCAUGGCUUCUAUGGUGAGAUACCCGAGGUGAAUGCGCCUCCGGCCCCAGGCGAGACCAUUCUUGAUCGAGCUUUCAAACUGGGUCAUGUCCCAUUUGCAAUCCCCGACGUGCCCGGGCAGGAGAAACUGAGCUCCAUUGCCAGAUUCGAUCUAUUAAUGCGGGACGCGGAGCAACGACGGUUACAGAAGGAGACUGCCGGCAAGAGAACCCGCCAAACUCUUGAGAGCAGAUUUGAGGAUGAGGACUCCUCGGAGGAGACACAGUCCGAUCGCUCUCAUGGAGCGGAUACUGGAGACGACGCACAAGGACGGCAAGGCAAAGCGAAUCUAAUUUCACCAUCAGCCCAAAGGGCCCUGGAUUUCAUUGCUGACCGAAACGGCCGACGCCAGGGCCAACCUAGGCACAGACCUUCAGCUUCUCGUAACCACCUCAGCUUCCAUGCCGAUGCGGCCCCAGCUGCCAUUGUCACUGCUCCGCCAGUGCGUCCUCACACCGCUCAUGCCAAGAGUCGACCCGGCGCACAACGUACGCAAAGCACACCUCACCUCAUUCCUUCAGCCGUCACCCAUGAUAUUCCCAAUGUGCCCACCAGGAUCCAAGAGGAGUCCCGCAAGCCAGCCGCUGAUAAGCGUAUCUCUGGCUCGAGCUCAAAGAGGCUCAGUCUCAAUGACAUAACCAAGCGAUUCUCGAGCACGAGCAGCUUGUUGCUCGUGCAGACCAACGCCAGCGGCGCCAGUAGCCGGCGAAGCAGUGAAGUCGAUGCCAGUUCCUCUACCCCGCGAACCAACCUCUCCAUUCGCGGGACCAGCCAGGUUGCCAGAAACAGAGAAGAUCAGAAAUGCGGCUGGCGAGGUAGCGUAAACGUUGUCUCGCCCGAGGGUGGUUUUCUGUAA
This is a messenger RNA of Cordyceps militaris CM01, 1776 nucleotides long. RefSeq lists its product as uncharacterized. Bases 1 to 1776 code for a protein of 591 amino acids. The transcript is spliced from 3 exons. The record is from RefSeq and is a predicted model, not a curated record. NCBI's taxonomy places the organism in Eukaryota, Fungi, Ascomycota, Sordariomycetes, Hypocreales, Cordycipitaceae.